GAUACAUGGUAUUGAUUAGUUAUCCUCUUUGAAUGAUAUUGGGCCGGUAAAGAUAUGGACCCCAGCCCAACACUCUGCAAUUGGACUCAAGUCUACAUGGUUAUAUAUCAUCUUCCCUCCCGCUCCGCCCUUCUUCCUCCUCAUUUACAGUAUAUCCCUCUCUUCAGUCUUCCUUCGCUCCCUCUAUUUCUAACCUUAUAAAAGAAGAAGAAGAAGAAGAAGAAGAAGAAGAAGAAGAAGAAGAAGAAGAAGAAGAAGGAAAGUAUAGUUUCAAUCAUCCGGACAAUAUGGACAACAACAUUGAAGCAAUUCCUGAACAAUCAAACCAUAGCCAAAACCUCAAUCCCAGAGUCACAUCGGAAGGAUGCAGUGUAUUGCUUGAUAUCAACGAUGGAGACCGAUUGGUUUUCGCCCGCCUCACUCCUGCCGCGAAUUUGAAAAUAGGGGAUAAGAAUUACUCCCUUCAGCCUCUGAUAGGCUGUCCGUACGGGUCUCUGUUUCAAGUGGAGAGUGGAGAAGGAGGGCCAAUCUUGUCUAGGGUCUCUCAUACCAUUGAAGGGAAUAAUAUCGAAUCAGAAAAUGGUGGUUUUCGUGAUACAGACAGCGCAAAGGACAAUCGAGCUCUAGUUGAUAAUAACACAGCUCAAAGUCUUACUGGUGAAGAUAUUCAUGAAAUGCGAAGACAGGGUGCGACUGGGGACGAAAUAGUAAAAGCUCUCAUUGCAAACAGCACAACUUUUGAGAAGAAGACUCAGUUUUCACAAGAAAAAUAUAAGCUUAAGAAACUGAAGAAGUAUGCACCCAAAGUACUACUUAGACGUCCCACUGCACGGAGCAUAUGUGAGGCGUACUUCAAGAAGUAUCCUGACAGAAUUGGGUGUUUGCGAGUGGACACUUUAUCUCUUUUGCUUUCUAUGGCAAAUGUGACUGCACAUGCUGAUGUACUUGUAGUGGACAAGGUUGGAGGUUUACUUACUGGUGCUGUUGCUGAGCGUAUGGGAGGUACUGGUUAUGUGUGCAACACUUAUCUUGGAAGUGUUCCAUAUCCUAUUGAUAUCACAAGGACGUUUAAUUUUAGUGAUGAAAUUUGCAGAAGGAUUGUGCACGCUUCAUUGGAUGAUCUGUUGACGCUUCAAACUGGAGCUUCAGAGGACAAGGUAAAAGAGGCCGCUGGUGUCUCUUCAGAUAAUGGGAAUAUGGACAUUACACCUGAGAUUGUAAAAAAACCGUGUAAAGCUCCAAAAACUGGAGGGAAGGCAUCACUUGAAGCAGUUUCCUCAUGGAAAGAAAAUGGCUUUUCCAGCUUAAUAGUUGCCGCCCCAGAAAUGGAUCCUUGGAGUCUUGUCAAAGAUCUUAUCCCUCUUUUGUCAUUUUCUGCUCCGUUUGCAGUCUACCAUCAGUAUGCUCAGCCUCUAGCCACCUGCAUGCACAACCUGCAAACGGAGAAACUGGCAAUUGGCUUACAAUUGUCUGAGCCUUGGCUUCGCGAGUAUCAGGUCUUACCGUCAAGAACCCACCCGCAUAUGCAGAUGAGUGCCUUUGGUGGGUAUGUUUUGAGUGGUACACGGAUUUGUACUACGACUGACCAGAAGAUGCAGCAGCUUAACUGAUUUAUUUAUUUGUUUAUUGAUUUAUUUUCUUCCCGGGUUUCUUCGGAUUCACCAUUUCCCCCGAUUAUAUCUGGUUCAAAUACGGUGUUGUUUUUUAUAUAAUGUAAACUUGUAAUGCUUUUCAAGUGUGUAAGCUGUAACUUUAAUAAGGUUAUUUUGGCUAUCCACAUUAUUUUGUAAUAUCUCACAUUAUUUUGGCUAUCCGCACUCAUUAUUCAGUUAAUGGAAAGUCUUGUUUUCUGGUUCAGUUAUACUCCGUGCAUAAUAAAUAAAGGUGUUGCUA
Molecule: messenger RNA, 1893 nt
Organism: Cuscuta campestris
Lineage: Eukaryota; Viridiplantae; Streptophyta; Magnoliopsida; Solanales; Convolvulaceae
Source: the annotation of a GenBank genome assembly